ACACCGACGGCGGUGGCCGCAGAGGCCGGACUUUCUUCCGCGAAGCCGGGGCUCUCCGUUUCUAUGUCUUCCUCGUCGCCGCUGCCUCCACCACAGCCGCUCUCUGCGUUCCCCAUGUUUGUUUCACCGGCCUAGGGCUCCCCGAAAAUCUCCGCGGCCCACUGGGCGUCAGUUUCGAAACGGUUGUAUCGGUCUGUACCAUACACAGACCUCUAACCUACAGCUAGAGCUCUGCUUUGCAGUUCACUACUACCGCAUUGACGUACUGUACGUUAGCGUGCCCGAAACGUCCUUUGCGUCAUCAGUUUGCACAUGCGCUGUGGUGUUCCUGUACACGGAAGUAAAUGUGUUGUUGACUAUUUUGAACAAGUGGAAGAUAUGUGAUGCAAAUGGAUGACAUACCAAAACACUUAAAUGAACAACAUGCUCGGCUAUGUAUUGGUCGCGUUUCUAGCACUGGCAGUUGUGUUCAUUCCUCGCGAGUGGGCCGUUACAUUUGGAUAUGGAUCAAACAAGGGGCCGCCUAUGCGGCUCCUGAGCAGGCAUGAAUUAUCAGUGUACGACGGGGAGGAAGGCAGCAAGGGUCUUUACCUGGCCAUACUGGGGCAAGUUUUUGAUGUACGGAAGGGCCACAAGCACUAUGGACCCGGUGGUGCUUAUCACUUUAUGGCAGGCAAAGAUGCCUCACUGGCCUUCAUCACUGGGGACUUCACAGAAAGUGGCCUGACAGAUGACGUUUCCAGUCUGUCCCCACUGCAGGUGAUAGCCCUUUAUGACUGGCUGGCUUUCUAUCAGAGGGAAUACCAAAGUGUAGGUCUGUUAAUAAGCCAGUUCUAUAGCGAGACUGGGCAGCCCACAGAGGCCCUGUUGCAGGUGGAAGCAUCACUAGCAGAGGGCCAGCGAAUCAAGGCCCAGUCUGAGGCAGAGAUGAUACACUUCCCAGCCUGCAACUCAGAGUGGAGCGCUGCUAGGGGAGGAAGAGUCUGGUGCUCCACUAAGAGCGGUGGAGUGGAAAGAGGCUGGGCAGGUGUCCCGCGAAAGCUCUUCUCCCCAGGCUCCAGUAGUGUUCGUUGUGUCUGUGUUGAAGACCCUUCAGCAGCAGAGGAAGACCCCAACCUGCAGAAAUAUGACAGUUGCCUUCCGCACGCCGACUCAUGCUCUGUUCAAGAGUUCUAAUCUCUGGGCCAGCCCAGAAAGUGGACAUAUAACAGCACAAUCCUCAGGGACUUUUGACUUAUUCAUAAUAAAGAGGAAGAAUUAAGAAAAGUCAA
Molecule: messenger RNA, 1271 nt
Organism: Perca flavescens (yellow perch)
Lineage: Eukaryota; Metazoa; Chordata; Actinopteri; Perciformes; Percidae
Gene: cyb5d2
Product: cytochrome b5 domain containing 2
Exons: 4
Coding region: 415-1176 (253 amino acids)
Cellular component (GO): membrane; endomembrane system
Source: RefSeq, a predicted model, not a curated record